This is a messenger RNA of Ixodes scapularis (black-legged tick), 720 nucleotides long. RefSeq lists its product as uncharacterized. The transcript is spliced from 5 exons. The record is from RefSeq and is a predicted model, not a curated record. Bases 78 to 701 code for a protein of 207 amino acids. Lineage: Eukaryota; Metazoa; Arthropoda; Arachnida; Ixodida; Ixodidae.
GAACUAUCGGCACCGUACUUUGCGCUUUUCCGCAGCUGGAUUUCUGUCACUUUUCUCGGAAGCACUCUAAAUGUGCUAUGGCUCACGAAUGCAUGAAGACUGUAGUUUUUAUUAUUUUUCUUUUCUGCGUAGGCGUUUCUUGUUCUACGCUCGCAUCAAGAUGCCCGAAAAUAACGUUCGCUGAACGACUUGGAAAGUAUCCGGACGCUUUAGAGCUUAUUAGUGAGAAGUCACCCAAAUACUCUCUCGUGUUUCAUUCUCAUAACCGCGGAUUCACUCAGCAAACGCCAUGUCUGGAAAUAUUAAAUUUUGCAGUCGACCGGGCCUCAUGGCUCUCAAAAGCUACAUACGCAUAUUAUAAUAUGCACUCAAAAUAUAUAACAAAAGGCCACAUUUACAUAUCGACGAAAAAGCACACUAAUACAUUUAUUUCAGAUGAUACGUUUGUUGUCUACUUGGACGGAUCAGGUCAAGGUGGAACUCCGUGGUCAGCACUUGAGAGCGAAAUAAUUCACAAUGAUGAAUAUUGUGUGUUUAUCAGAUCUCCAAUGUUAGGGUCGCAAGUGUGGGCCAGAACAGCAUAUCUAAAAAACAACCAGGAAGUGCCUUACCUCUGUACAUUCCUCUAUGAGAUGUGUGGAGCGACAGAAAAGUACUUUGUGUACAACUUCACAACAUGUAAAAAUUUUGAUCCGAAAUAAAUGUAGUUUCUCCAACAAA